AUGAUGUUGCGCGCAUUUGCCGUUUGUUUUGUUAUUCUCAUAACCGUUAAUUUUGUUUCAUCGAGAUGGUUACCAACGAGGAGUCAAGAAGAUAGAUUGGACAAACUAAAAGAAAUGUUAAAAGAUUUACUCGAAUCGGAAAUAGAAAGAGCUAAUAUCGAAGGUAAAUAUAUGUACAAAAGAGAUGUCAACACUCAAAUCGAAUCAAUUCAACCGAAAAACGACCAUGAUGAUAAAAAAUUAUUUAAAGAAACAAACAACAACAACAAACAACUCGAUACAAAAUCUCAAUUAUAA
Pediculus humanus corporis (human body louse) is the source of this 297-nucleotide messenger RNA. RefSeq lists its product as uncharacterized. The transcript has 3 exons. NCBI's taxonomy places the organism in Eukaryota, Metazoa, Arthropoda, Insecta, Psocodea, Pediculidae. The record is from RefSeq and is a predicted model, not a curated record. The coding region runs from base 1 to 297 and encodes 98 amino acids.